Eruca vesicaria subsp. sativa (arugula) is the source of this 1918-nucleotide messenger RNA. Lineage: Eukaryota; Viridiplantae; Streptophyta; Magnoliopsida; Brassicales; Brassicaceae. The record is from the annotation of a GenBank genome assembly.
CCUCUCUCUCUCUCUCUCUCUUUGGGUUUUAUCCUCAGAUAUUUUUCGAAAAACCUCUCCUCUACUCUUCUUCUUCUUAGUUAACUCCGCUACCCUUCCAUGGAAGAAGAAGCAGUUUGAGAAUUAAUCUCACUUCUUACUUCUUUCUUUUGAGUUUCAUUUUAUUUGUUUUGGUCUCUGAGCAAUGGCUAUCGGUGGCUUGAUUUCAAACAGGAACUUUGGUUCCUUCAUCGGUUCAGGCAAUGGUGUUCAGAAUGAAAGAGGUUUAUAUAUUUCCAACAGAGUCAUCCCCCGCACUGGAUUAAUAUCAAAUGCAUUGUGCCGUAAUCACCAACCAAGGAAGGUUUUAUCUCUGCAAGCUAGUUUACAGCAUGACCUUAGAGGAGGCAUGGCAAGUUUUGGAUGUUUCCUUCAACCAGGGAACUUGGAGCAUCAUAGAAUUAGGUUUAAGAACUCAUCUCGUGCCUACUACAAAUCAUCAGAGGAUUCAGAUAUUACAGAAGAAGUUGUAGUCGACUCACUUUCAUCAGCUGAUGGGUCUGCUGAAGCUAUUUUAGCUCAAGGAAAUCUAAAGAACGCAUCCCCGUGGUGGCAGCAGUUUCCUAGGCGCUGGGUCAUCGUCCUCUUAUGCUUUGCUUCUUUCCUUCUUUGCAAUAUGGACCGUGUGAACAUGAGCAUUGCUAUUCUUCCCAUGUCUCAACAAUAUAACUGGAACAGUGCUACUGUUGGCUUGAUUCAGUCCUCUUUCUUCUGGGGCUAUUUACUUACUCAGAUUCUUGGAGGUAUCUGGGCAGAUAAGUUUGGCGGGAAAGUGGUUUUAGGUUUUGGUGUUGUCUGGUGGUCCAUUGCCACUGUUAUGACACCUAUUGCUGCUAAACUCGGUCUCCCCUUUCUACUUGUCGUGAGGGCCUUCAUGGGCAUUGGCGAGGGUGUUGCUAUGCCUGCUAUGAACAACAUGCUUUCUAAAUGGAUCCCUGUCUCAGAGAGAAGCAGAUCCCUUGCCCUUGUCUACAGUGGCAUGUAUCUCGGUUCUGUAACAGGACUUGGAUUCUCUCCUAUGCUAAUCCAAAAGUUCGGAUGGCCAUCAGUUUUCUAUUCGUUUGGCUCCCUUGGAAGUAUAUGGUUUCUGCUUUGGCUCAAAUAUGCAUAUAGCUCUCCCAAGGAUGACCCUGAGCUAAGUGAAGAAGAAAAGAAGAUCAUACUUGGAGGUAGCAAACCAAGGGAACCUGUUACAGUCAUUCCAUGGAAGCUGAUUCUGUCUAAACCCCCUGUCUGGGCUCUCAUCAUUUCCCACUUUUGUCAUAAUUGGGGAACAUUCAUACUAUUGACAUGGAUGCCCACAUAUUACAACCAGGCAUGUAGUCCAACUUCCCUAUGUUUGAAUAGCUUUUACAAACAAAUAAAAAGUUAUGUUUCUCUUUUGAAUCUUAUUUUCCAGGUCUUGAAGUUCAACCUCACUGAGUCAGGGCUCCUAUGCGUGUUACCAUGGUUCACCAUGGCUGUAAUGGCUAAUAUUGGAGGUUGGAUUGCUGAUACUCUCGUGAGCAGAGGUCUUUCAAUUACAUCCAUCAUGCAAUCAAUUGGUUUUCUGGGUCCAGCCUUCUUCCUGACUCAGCUGAGCCGUGUCAAAACUCCAGCAAUGGCUGUUCUUUGCAUGGCAUGCAGUCAGGGCGCUGAUGCAUUCUCUCAGUCGGGUCUCUACUCUAAUCAUCAAGACAUUGGCCCACGCUACGCUGGUGUACUCUUAGGACUUUCAAACACAGCAGGAGUCCUCGCUGGUGUCUUUGGCACUGCAGCCACUGGCUACAUCCUCCAACGAGGUUCAUGGGACGAUGUGUUCAAAGUAGCAGUUGGAUUGUAUUUAGUUGGAACUCUGGUCUGGAACUUGUUCGCAACCGGAGAGAAAGUUCUCGACUAG